Lachancea nothofagi CBS 11611 is the source of this 924-nucleotide messenger RNA. The record is from the annotation of a GenBank genome assembly. Lineage: Eukaryota; Fungi; Ascomycota; Saccharomycetes; Saccharomycetales; Saccharomycetaceae.
AUGUGGAAAGUAGCUAGGCGAAGCUAUACAAAGUUUAACCCGGACUUUUUAAAGCCUGCCUCCGAUGGCGUUAGAUCCAACUUGAAGCUAUCCACGUCGGCCUCGCAGGACGAGAUUAAUCAUUUCACGGAACUGGCACCAUCAUGGUGGGAUGUAUGGGGUCCUCAAAGGAUUUUGCACAAAAUGAAUCUAGUGAGAAUGGAUUUCAUCCAAAAAACUCUACGUGACCAAUUGAAGGCUGCCCCUGACACAUAUGUUCCGGGUUUCGACUACAAGGCUAUUUUGCCCCCGCAAAUAUCUUCCGCUAUUGAAGAGCAACUAAACCAAGAUAUAAGAACACAGCUUUAUCAACAGCAAUUGAGCGUUUUAGACAUCGGUUGUGGUGGUGGAAUCUUGGCAGAAUCUCUUGCGCGGCUCCCUUUCGUAGCAAAAGUUGAUGGUAUCGAUUUGACGCCCGAAUGUAUCGAAAUUGCUCGUUCUCACGCUGAGAAGGAUCCUGCCUUGGCUCCCAAAUUGGAUUAUAGGGUCCAGCCGCUAGAAGAAGUCACUGGCACGUAUGAUCUAGUGACUUGUCUCGAGAUGCUGGAGCAUGUGGCGCAGCCCAGUGAGAUAUUAAGACAUGCUUGGAGCAAACUCAACAAAGACGGAAUUCUCAUGGUAAGUACCAUCAAUAGAGAUCCAGUAUCGUGGUUUACCACCAUAUUUAUGGCAGAGCAAGUUCUAAGGCUAGUACCACGCGGGACUCACCAUGUCUCCAAGUACAUAAACUCCGGGGAAAUAAAACAAUGGUUUAAAGAAGAGUGUGUUGGUCAGUAUCAAGUAUUGGACUGUAAGGGCUCCAUGUACCUGCCCAUGAAAGGAUGGGUUAAUCACGACUGUUCUGACAUUGGCAACUAUAUCAUGGCCAUUAAAAAGAUUGAAUGA